UUUCAGCCAAUCACAAAGCCGUGGGCGGGUCUAAAGAUGAAACAGCGGAAGAUUUAAAACGAAGAUGGCGGCUGAAAGUGAUCCCCACAACAAUCACAAACUGUGCAGAAGGGGUACACAAUGCAGUGUAUUUAACAGCCUGGAAAAGCCAAACACAAGCCAGCCUGUGAUCUUCAACCCAGACUUCUUUGUGGAGAGGCUGAGACAUGAGCAUCCACAGACCUUCGCGGAGUUGGUACUUAGCAAUAUCACUCGGCUCAUAGACCUUCCAGGGGAUGAGUUUGCCCAGCUCAUUGGAGAGUCUGACGCUAAGGUUCCCUCCACCACCGGCUUUUUACGCUCCUUCAACUUCCUGAAACGGAAAGACAAAGGAGUGGUUUUUGGUGCACCAUUAACUGAAGAAGGGAUAGCACAGAUCUAUCAGCUCAUUGAAUACCUGAGUAAAAACCUUCAUGUGGAGGGGUUGUUCCGAGUGCCAGGCCACAGCCUAAGGCAGGCUGCCCUGAGGGAGAUGCUGAAUGCUGGGGCAGAUAUAGAUCUAGAGACAGGAGACUUCCACCCCAAUGAUGCGGCCACAUUGCUCAAAGCCUACCUGGGAGAGCUGCCAGAGCCUCUGCUCACGCACAGACACUAUCAUGCUCACCUGAAGAUAGGAGAGCUGACUCGCUUUGAUGAUAAAGGUGAUAAGACGAAUAUGCCUGACAAGGAACGCCAAAUCGAGGCAUUUCAGCUGCUUUUCAUGCUGCUCCCACCAGCCAACCGCAGCUUGUUGAAGCUGCUGCUGGACCUGCUGUACCACACUGCUCGAAAUCAGCACAUCAACAAGAUGUCUGCUAUCAAUCUAGCCACGAUGUUUGCACCACAAAUCAUCUGGCCCAAAAAUGUGAUGGCAAGUGAUCUGCAGGGGAAAAUUGAGCAACUGAAUAAUGGCAUAGCAUUCCUCAUCAGGCACUCACAAAAGCUGUUCAAGGCCCCUACAUACAUCAAAGAAUAUACCCACUUGUACUUCACAGGAUCUACAACUCUCCAGUCAAAGGAUGAUUUGACACUCUGUUCUGGGACUAAAGAUGGGCACGUAUCUGCGGUCGCAGCUGCCUCCCCGACUCCCUCUGUGAGAACCAUCAGAGUUGAGGACAGCAGCACCUGCACCCCCAGGUCAUCUGAACCUCCGACUUACACUGAAUCUGCCCUCAAAGAGCUUUACCAGCAGGUCAACAACAUGCCUGAGUCUGCCAAAAAGAAGAAGCUCAUCAGACAGUUUGAUAAGCAGCCUUUGCUUACACCUUCGGCUGACUCCCGGACUCCACUCAGCAGGAAACAUUGGCGUUCACGCUCUUUGGGUGGAAUGAUCAAGAGGAAGGUGUUGGGAAGCCAUGUAUUAACGGAGAAAGAAAACAGCAGACUGCUGAGUCCUCUACCCAGCGGUCAAUUGAUGGCAAGGGAAGAGAAAACACCAGCUGUGGAGGAGAUUAAUCGUCUUUAAAAGAAUGUGCUCUUUACGACUAAGGAAACAUCAGGCUGACUGUUAUGUUAGGUCACUUAGCUUAAGCAAGACUUACUACACUGCAAAGAAAUUGCCAUCUUACUAACCCUCAAGACAUAAACGUCCUGCUUCUCGAGUACAGAUCCAAACAUGGUGUCAAAACAAAGCUGUACAGUGCCUCACACUGUUUAGUUUGUGUCGACGCCUCGAGAAGAUCCUUUAAUACCCCUGAAAUGUGUUCAUGGAUAGUGAAGAAGUUACAUGCUUUAUUUUAAUAUAAUGCAAUUUACCUGUUUUCUUACCCAGUCGAUAGUUUCCUUCUUCAUUUCCUUAUGUCUUGUUCAUUCACGGUGUUUUGCAGGAAGCGAGUGACAUGAAUUUAUCAUCAACUGGAACGUUUGUAUCUAAUUUGCAAACCUUAUUGUAUUUAUUUUUUAUUGGUUAUCUUAAGUGUUUCAAAUCCUGGACUCCAAUGCAUUAGGGUUUUGAUAAGUUGUGAUGCGCAGGCUUUUCUAUUUAAAUGUUAACUCACACAGUCAAUGCAGAACAUUCAAGACUUUUAUUAGAAACAUUUUGAAUUCUGAGAGUGCCUUAAAGUCAAUAUGUCUUAAAUUACUGUAUGAUGCAAUUCUUAUUUAACGUUUUCGCUUCAAGUUCCCGAUAGCUUUAAAAGUGUGCUGAAAUUUCUAUGAAGAAUUAAUUCAAGUUUCAGUAAAAUAAGGACGUGAAGAAAUGUGAAUGGGAGAUACCGAGUGAAAAACCAAAGGACCAUUUGUUUUUGUUUCCACUAGCUUAAAUCUCUGGUGUCGACGCUGUGAUGCUUUAAACUACAUCUUGGUCUUGCAUCUUAUAUUUACAUUUUUCUCAGGCCAGUUUAUGCAACAUUGUAUAUAGUUUUAUAGCUUUCUAUGCAUUUGUAUCUUUACAGUUAUUCAGCUAUUUAGUGGAAGAUUUUCUUUUCUUCUGUUUUUAUCAUUUUUAUUGUCAAAGAUUAGUUGAGUGCACAUGAAGAUGGAUUUGUUGUUUGCCUCCUAUUGUGGUUGUUUACCCAGGUGCUUUCUGGGAAAUUUUGAGCCACUACCACUUUUAAAACCGGCUUGUUGUCUUACACCGUCAGUAGCAGUUUCACUCUGCCAAGCUGUUACAAUUCAACUAUAAUGUGAUGAUUGCCAACAUAGUCUACUUUAGUUGACCAUGUAAACGAUGAUAUUGAUGCUACUGUGAAGCUGUGCAACUCACUGUAAUUAAAAGACAUCAAGCGGA
Molecule: messenger RNA, 2746 nt
Organism: Cottoperca gobio
Lineage: Eukaryota; Metazoa; Chordata; Actinopteri; Perciformes; Bovichtidae
Product: rho GTPase-activating protein 19-like
Exons: 11
Coding region: 65-1483 (472 amino acids)
Biological process (GO): signal transduction; regulation of small GTPase mediated signal transduction
Cellular component (GO): cytoplasm
Molecular function (GO): GTPase activator activity
Source: RefSeq, a predicted model, not a curated record